This is a messenger RNA of Suillus paluster, 1589 nucleotides long. Its product is annotated as WD40-repeat-containing domain protein. Gene Ontology annotation, molecular function: protein binding. Bases 159 to 1268 code for a protein of 369 amino acids. The transcript is spliced from 5 exons. The record is from RefSeq and is a predicted model, not a curated record. NCBI's taxonomy places the organism in Eukaryota, Fungi, Basidiomycota, Agaricomycetes, Boletales, Suillaceae.
CUGUCUGCUGGAGUCAAGAUGGUCAGCGAGUGUUAAGCGGAUCAGAUGAUAGGACAGCAAGGCAAUGGAAUGUGGAAAGCGGGGAGACCAUCCACGCACCAAUCAAGACUGGCUCGUCACGGUACACGGAAUUGAACGCGGUCGUCUACUCGCCUGACAUGACCAUGUUUGCGACUGGUGGAUACCACACGGACGAAUACUUCAUCAAAAUCUGGAAGGCCAAGACAGGCGAGCUGGUCGCCGCUCUUAAAGGACACAAAGAUAAAGUCUGCUGCCUUGCCUGGACCAUGGACGGAAAGACGCUUAUCUCCGGGUCACAUGAUCACUCGAUUAGGACAUGGAACACAACAACCUGGAAGCAGCUCGCUAUUCUAGACGAGCACACCAACCGUGUCAUUGCCCUUGCAAUAUCUCCGAAUGGCCGCAUCCUCGCAAGCGGUUCGCUCGAUGAUACAACACUAUUGUGGAAUCUCAAUAACGGCCAGCCCAUCACUUCGCCCCUCAAGCAUCCAGGUGCAGUGGGCUGCGUGUCAUUUUCGGAGGAUGGAAAUCUACUAGCGACUGGCUGCGCUGACAAUAACACGUACACAUGGGAUGUUGCUACGAUUGUUAGAGACGCUGGCCUUGACGACCUUCUAAAGGACAGUAACAAGGCGUUACUCGAUCGUGAUGCUACGCGACGUCCUACGAUCCAACGACGCCCAGACGCUCGUUAUGUGCCUCCUGCCAGCUUUUUCAACGACUCGCCAGAUCGUGCUCAUUUCUCUUCACGACACCGCUCCUCAGCACCGCAUGGACGCACAUUUCUUGGUCGCAUUUCUUCGAUAUUCAGCCGCACCCACUCCGACGCCCACGAUACGCCAUCCCGGCCCCGUCCUCUCGACUGGGCUCGACUCACUGAGACACCAAAUGAUGCAGGCACCGAUUUACCCCAGUGUCGCUCAGCAGAAGUUGACGUCCCGUUUGCACAGGAGAAACGUAGGAACGCUUCAGCAAGAGAGAAACGAAGGCCAAUUCCAUUGACAUUGACGAACGCUACUGCAGGCAUCUCACAGAGCAGUGUCAGCCAGCAAUCUAGUAGUGCCACUCACCUCCAGCCAUCUUCGCAACUACAUGCUGCUGUCACCACGUCACCUGCAUUCAUCGCUACUUCUGCAGCCACAACAUCGCCAACCUCGCCCCCUGAUAUAACAAUAGGACAUGCUGGCCGCUGGACUCGUUUCUGGCUUUUCAUGUGUUGUGCAUCUGCUGAAUAUGCCAACAAUUGAAAUUAAUUCUGAGGCUCUUCAGUCGUGUUUUAGCAGUUUGCUUCGAAUUUAGAUCUCCUUGUUGAUGUCCCUGCCUACUCACACUGCGAAUUUUCUGACUUUCUUUUGUACGAUACCACAGUCCUCGUCAUUAGCACGUCCAUGCACGUCACUCUUGGGCUAUGUACGAUUUUAUAAAUCCUUUUCCUCCGAUCUCCCUAUCACUGGACUGACUGGAGUCCAACGCAUCAACUUUGUAUAUUAUGGCCGUGAUUUUAGUAUUAGAGCUUUCGUAGAUGCAGUUGCGCACACAAGUGUGAAUCAACGCCUGAGGUCCCAAAC